Molecule: messenger RNA, 777 nt
Organism: Mesorhabditis spiculigera
Lineage: Eukaryota; Metazoa; Nematoda; Chromadorea; Rhabditida; Rhabditidae
Source: the annotation of a GenBank genome assembly
AUGGAGGACCGCAUCGCGCCCCUGAUGAAGAAGCUCGAGACCCAUCCCCUCUACAAGGCCGUCCAGAACCUUGAGCAACUCCGCGUUCUGAUGGAGAACCACGUAUUCGCCGUGUGGGAUUUCAUGGCUCUUCUCAAGUUCCUCCAAGUCGAGCUCACUUGUGUAUCGGUCCCAUGGAGGCCCGUCGGCAAGAAGGACUCUCGCCGUCUCAUCAACGAGAUCGUCUGCGCCGAGGAAAGCGACCAGAUUGCCGGACGCAACAUCUCGCACUUGGAGCUGUACCUCGAGUCGAUGGAGGGUUGCGGAGCCCGCACUCGCCCGAUUCAACGACUCCUCGAGCACUUCUCCAAGCAGGCCAAGCCCGAUAUCUCUGACGCCGCCCUCCAGAAGGCCUUCGCCGAGUGCGAGGUCCCCGCCCCGGCCGCCCGCUUCAUGCGCCACACUUUCGAAUUCGUGCGCACCGGCAAGCUGCACAUUGUCGCGUCGGCGUUCACUUUCGGCCGCGAAGACCUGAUCCCGUUGAUGUUCACCGGCCUGCUGAAGGACAUGAACCGCAAGAUUGGCGGCGGACUCGACACCUUCAUCCAGUACCUCGAGAGGCACAUUGAGGUCGAUGGUGAUGAGCAUGGCCCGAUGUCCCUGCAGAUGGUCUCCGAAAUCUGCGGCGCCGAGGGUGACCCGAAGUGGGCUGAAGCCGGCGUCGCCGCCGAGCAGGCCCUCCAGGCCCGCAUCGACCUCUGGGACGGUGUGGUCGAGGAGCUCAAAAAAGUCCCCUGC